GAUUCACCUGUUCCCCAAUCAGGCGACUUACCCCCCUUCCGCCAGUCCGAUUACUUCCUAGGUCCUGCGCCCGCCUUCCUGCUGUCUGAACGCUCGUCUCUUACAGCGGACUCUCUAAAAGCUCUCAGUGGUCCGACAAGUAAUAAUGCCUCGAAUGAGGAGCAACCACUUGCCUUGGCUGCGGGUGGCGUGGCGGGGGUAGAGCCUGAGGAUAAGGAGGCUCUAGGCGACUCAGCGACUGAGGAACCCACCGCGUCGAGAGGAAAAUCAAAAGGGGGUAAACGGAGGUUGAUGAUUGGGUUGGGCGUCUUGGCUGCGAUCCUUAUCAUCGUCUUGGUGAUCGUUCUUUCCGUUUAUUUCACGGUUGUGAAAAAGAAGGAUAAUGUUGAUGCGAGUGCUGGUUCGUCGGGUGGAUCGCCGACUGGGACUGGGACUGCUCCGAAGCCUACUGCGACGGGCAAGGCUGGGAAUCAUGUCACGGGCGGCGAUGGCUCCACGGUAACGUUAGCCAACGGCACGACGUUCACGUACACUAACCCCUUUGGUGGAUUCUGGGUCCAAGAUCCAUCAAACCCAUUCAACAACAACGCGCAACCAAACUCGUGGACGCCCCCCCUCAACACGUCAUGGGUGUGGGGCCAAAACAGGGUAUACGGGGUGAACCUUGGUGGAUGGCUCGUUUUGGAACCGUUUAUUUCCCCGUCAUUGUAUCAGAGGUAUCCUAGUGCGGUGGAUGAGUAUACGUUGAGCACGCUCAUGGCGGCUGAUACGGCUAAUGGGGGGUUGAAGCAGUUGGAGCAGCAUUAUGAUACGUUCAUUACUGAGCAAGAUUUCGCUGAGAUCGCUGGCGCGGGACUUAACUGGGUUCGCUUGCCUAUACCGUUUUGGGCCGUCGAGACCUGGCCUGGGGAACCGUACCUCGCAAAAACUGCAUGGACGUACUUUUUGAAAGCAGUACAGUGGGCACGAAAAUACGGUCUUAGGAUAUACCUCGAUUUGCAUACCGUUCCUGGGUCACAAAACGGCUAUAAUCAUUCUGGUCGUGGAGGCAAAAUCAACUUUUUAGAAGGCAACAUGGGGCUCGCCAACGCCCAACGAACCUUAUACUACAUCCGAGUUAUAACCGAGUUUAUCUCGCAGCCGGAGUAUCAGGACGUCAUACCCAUUUUUGGGAUUGUGAACGAGGCGGUGGAGCAGUCGAUUGGAAUCAAUGCGUUGACGAGCUUUUAUCUGGAGGCUCAUGAUAUGAUUAGGAAUAAUAUUACUGGGAAGGGGGCGGGACAUGGCCCGUACAUCGCGAUCCACGACAGCUUCCUGCCCGGAACGAUGUGGACUGGAUACUUACAGGGUUCGGAUCGGAUUCUAAUGGACACUCACCCGUAUUUCUCUUUCACGGGUGAGGCGAACCCGCAGCCUUUGGAUGUGAAUGGGGCCCAAGGUCAGCCGGGUGGACAGUGGCCUGCCGAGGCUCGGCAGAACUUUGGCGUCAGCGUUGGAGGCGAAUUCUCCGGCUCCCCUAACGACUGUGGGCUGUUCGUGUUGGGCGUGACUGGCACGGCGCUAACGCCGGGAUGUGAUACGUACGAUAAUUGGGCGAGUUAUACUGCUGCUAUGAAAGCUGGCGUACAGAAUUUCAUCGAAGCCCAAUUUGAUGCGCUUGGUGACUGGUUCUUCUGGACUUGGAAGAUCGGUGCAUCACAAGUAUCAGGAAACAUCGAAGCCCCCCUCUGGUCCUACCAACUCGGCUACCGCAACGGGUGGAUCCCCACCGAUCCACGGGUAGCCGUAGGCAAAUGCGCCUCCCUCUCAGCACCCGCCGGAUCCUUCUCCGCGUAUCUACCAUGGCAAACCGGAACACCAUCCACCAUCCCCGCGUCAUCCACCGCCUCCUUCCCCUGGCCUCCGACGACGCUGAAUAAUUUGGACGUGGCGAUGACGCUGUUGCCUACGUAUACGAAUACGGCGCCUUUGAUUACGAUGCCGCCGCAGAGCUUUUCGGGUGCGCCUGCGCAGGUUACGAAGAGCGUUGAUGGGUGGUUUAAUGCCCAGGAUACGGAUAAGGGUGUUACGGCUGUUUCGGGGUGCACGUAUCCGGAUGAGUAUAUUGCGACGUUUGCGGUUGUGCCGACUGCUGCUUGUACGGGGACGUGA
Laccaria bicolor S238N-H82 is the source of this 2151-nucleotide messenger RNA. RefSeq names its product glycoside hydrolase family 5 protein. Gene Ontology annotation, molecular function: beta-glucosidase activity. Gene Ontology annotation, biological process: glucan catabolic process. The record is from RefSeq and is a predicted model, not a curated record. The transcript is spliced from 11 exons. The coding region runs from base 292 to 2151 and encodes 619 amino acids. NCBI's taxonomy places the organism in Eukaryota, Fungi, Basidiomycota, Agaricomycetes, Agaricales, Hydnangiaceae. Gene Ontology annotation, cellular component: extracellular region; cell surface.